CUGUUCCACAUGAUUUUGGAGUUUAUCUGUGGGAAUUUGUACCAUUUUAGCCAGAAGAGCAUUUGUUGGGUCAAGUACUGAUACAGGGGCGGACUGACAACUCAUGGGGCCCCUGGGCAAUAGGGGAUCAUGGGGCCCCUGUGUCCUUGCCCACACUCAAACCACACCUAAAAAUGCCUAUGAAAGGUACCAGGGACAUCUCAUGGGGCCCCCUACUGACCCUGGGGUCCUCUGGCAGUGCCCAAGUACCCGAAUG
Messenger RNA from Staurois parvus, 256 nucleotides. The record is from the annotation of a GenBank genome assembly. Lineage: Eukaryota; Metazoa; Chordata; Amphibia; Anura; Ranidae.